AUGGAAAUUAACUUACUAACUUGCAUUCCGGCUCGGUGAGGUCAUUUCUCUGCUAUAUACUGAUUUGCUACACAGCGAGCUUUGCUCGUUAUGAAAUUGCAUUGAACACUAGUGCAUGAGUGUAUUUAACUGCAGAAAAUGACAGGUAUUAUAGACAGUAUUUCGACAAAAUUGUAUAGGCCUACUGCCAGUCCGAAUUGAGCCGUAUUGUAAUUUUUUCAUGUAUAUGUGUAUAUUUAUCCUGUAAUACUUAUGCUUGACCAUUAUGCAUUAUCUAAUUUUCUAGUCGUUUCCUCUACUUACCUUCGAUACCAACCUACAGCGAAACUGCUGCUGAAAUUUUCUGUCUGACAAUCUGGUCAGGGACGUUUUGCUUUAUUUUGGGUUAUAUUUCCAUAUUUACCUGCGUAUCGUUGACUAUCGAACGUUGGAUAGCUGUCGUCAAACCCAGCGCAUAUCGCUCAGUGAAACCAAAACACGCUGUCGCAGCUGUGAUCCUUGCCUGGAUCUGUGGUAUAGCCGUGAACGCCUCAACUUUCUUUCGACUAAAAUACGAUCCUGAUAAAAUUAUCUGCAGAUGGACGCCUUUGCCUUUCGCAGCGAAAGAGGCUCCAUGGAUACAUUUAACAGUGCAGUCAAUCAUUCCUUACACCACUAUGGUAGUGUUGUAUGCGCAUAUCUAUUCCCGAAUGAAGAAUCUACCUCAGAUUUCUUCAAAUCGCGAUUCCCAACUCAGAAAGGUCACAGUUGUAGCAGUAUUGGCAUGCUCGGCUCUGAUUAUCGGAUGGCUUCCAGGCCGGGUCACAUUCAUGCUAUCAAAGUUUGGUUAUCUUCAUCCAGAUGGUAUCAUACACACUUCGUGUGUAAUGAUAACCUUUUGUAAUAGUUGUGUUAAUCCAGCGCUCUAUGGGAUGUACAGCCCUAGGUUCCGUGCAGAGUACAAAGUUGUGUUCAAUAAAGCAUUCAAAAUGUGCGCUUCUUCUAAUUCCUUUGCUGUGCCGCCCGCGAACGAAUCCGCUGAUGUACGUCCGUUACCCUUAGUUUCAAUCAACGGUUCUUCUGCAGUACGUUCGUUACAUUAA
This is a messenger RNA of Paramuricea clavata, 1082 nucleotides long. Lineage: Eukaryota; Metazoa; Cnidaria; Anthozoa; Malacalcyonacea; Plexauridae. The record is from the annotation of a GenBank genome assembly.